This is a messenger RNA of Agrilus planipennis (emerald ash borer), 2506 nucleotides long. Its product is annotated as mitoguardin-like. The record is from RefSeq and is a predicted model, not a curated record. Lineage: Eukaryota; Metazoa; Arthropoda; Insecta; Coleoptera; Buprestidae. Gene Ontology annotation, biological process: mitochondrial fusion.
AUGCGAUGGUUUUUGCUACUUCAGUAGGUAUAUAAUGUUACAUAAGAAAUUCUUUAACAGAUAAACUUUUUUGUCUGGCUACGAAUACGUACAGUACGUAAGACUGGUUUAUAAAUAUAAAUAAAAGAAAUGUAACUAACAAUUUAAUGUACCUAGUACCACAAUUUUUAAACUUAUAAAUACAGAGCGAUUCAUUUACGAAUAUGGUUUAGAUAACACAUUCGCUAUGGCAAUGGAUUAGUGACAGCAGGAUGUUAUGUAAUACCCCUCUAUCUAUUUACACAGCUAUGUAGGGAGGAAUUUGUUGAUUGUUCUCUAGACAUUAAAGAAUCAAAAUCAGAGGAAGUUGUGCGAUAAAUUUUUGCACCUACGCUGACUAAUCGUUGAGAACAAUCAAAAACAAUGAAUUUGUCAUUCCGCUGACGUCAUGUAUGAAAACGAAAUCCCUCGCUUGCGUUUUAUUCUGAAAAAAAGUUUGAUCGUUUAAAGGAUGAUGACGAUGACUCAUCUUGAGAGCGGACGAAUUUAUCAUCAGCACUUGCAGACACGAUCACAGCUUCGUCGGGCACAAGGCUCAACAAACUAGAGAGAAGAUUGAAUCCUUGACAUCAUGACCCACGCAGGGGAGAAAGUUUUUUAAGAAAAGGGCUAAUAUUUAUUUAACAAUCUUGUAUGGAAGCGCUAGAGACAUCGAUCAAUUAUUGGGAAGAUGCUUUGGCCGCGUAUCGUUCUCAAGAAACGAGUGGUGAUGGUGCUUUGGCCGUUCUAGGCCCUGAAGAGACUGCUUUUUGUAAAGAUCUCCAACAACUUUUAGAGAGCGCUCUCGAACUGCAAGAGAAAUCGGAAUUGCUGUUUUUAGACGAAAGGUCCGUUUUGUUCAAAGCCGGAAGCGGUACGCAUCCAUCGGAUCCCGGAGUCGAAACCGNCGAAAAAAUGUUGAUAUUCCUCAGCGAACAUGGAAAUUGGAGGAUCCUAGAAGAGGAACUUAGCGCCAAGGGCGUAAAAGCUUUAACGUUUUACGACGUCGUUUUGGAUUACAUCCUCAUGGACGCCUUCGAGGACCUGGAGGCGCCUCCGUCGUCCGUCACGGCGGUAGUACAAAACCGAUGGCUAUCGAACGGUUUCAAAGAGACCGCUCUCACUACCGCCGUAUGGUCCGUUCUGAAAGCCAAACGGCGAAUGUUAAAAUUCCCUAAUGGUUUCAUGGCUCAUUUUUAUACAUUGUCGGAACAAUUGUCGCCCUUGUUCGCAUGGGGUUUCCUAGGUCCAGACGAAAACCUGAAAGACAUCUGUAUGUACUUCAAGGAACAAGUUUUAGGCUUUCUGUCGGAUAUUUUCAAUUUUCAAAAGUGUAAAUUCACAACAGAAGAAGAACUGGCUUCGGACGUCUUAAUACAUGUUAAAAAAAGGGCAGAAAAUGUUUGUCGGAGAUUUUAUGUGCAAGCUUAGGAAACAUUAUUAAGUGAAGAAAAACGAAAGUAUUGACAGGUAAAAAAAAACAGUUCAUUUUCUUACAAUUAAAGAAAAAUUACGAGUUACGAAUAUUAGUUUUUGCGAAUUUUCUUUUGCCAAACGAUUGCUUAUUAUGUGCUCAUUUAGAAUCAAUAAUUAAAAGGUGAUAAAUAUUAGUUUUUACUCAUUUCUUCUUCUCAAUAUUACGCAUAUGUUGAACUUUAAGUUAAGUUGCCUUGGUUUGAAGUUUACAAAUUUUUCCAACCAUUUUUCAUUUUAAAGUCACUUGUAUUAUUAUGAGUGAGACUCAGGUAUAUUCAGUAACGCUCGUUGGGUUGCCUAAGCACUAUACCUUUGCUUUUUAUUAUAAAUCAUUAAUUACUUUAUUGAGCUUUAUUAAACAAUUCGAGAACAAUUUUCUGAUGCCAAUCGACCUUAUUAAAAUUUUUUGCGAAAUUUGAUAACGCAAAUUACAGUUUUAUUUAAAUUAAAUUUAAAUUUUUGAUUUAAAUUAAGCAAUUGCUCGACAACAGAAAAAAUGUGAAAACUAAUAUUCAUAACUAUCACUUCCUGCGGUCGCAAUAUACGUGUGUACUGCAGUUAUUGUUUUUUUACGGCUAUUACAGUCAAGUUCCAGAUGCUACUAUUGUUAAAAUUGGGUAUUGAUUUAAAUGCGCAUAUUUAUCGUAGGUAUAAUAUAAAGUGAUAGUAUUUUACGAAUGACGUAACAGCGUGAAGCAACUUUAAUUAUUAUAUUAACAAAUACAUAUUUAUUUAUCGUGUUCUUCUCAAUUAGAGCAUUCCAGUUAUUUUCAAUGCGUAUUAAUUUCAUACGCAUGCACCACCUCAACUUUUUAAAUCGUUAAAAAAAAGUUCAGAAAAAUCAUUACGUUUAUUAGAUGUUCUUUUAAAUACAUAAAGUAUAUAAGUUAUGCGUAUACGUAGCAGUCAAUCAACGUAUUUUUGUUGUUUUUGUAGACUUUUUAGGCGACUAUUUAAGAUGUAUAAAUGUUAUACAGUACGAAUGUGCAUAUUAAAGUAUACUAUAUAUAUU